GAUUGUGCUUAUCUUUGUUCUACACGGACACCAUAGUGCGGCGCUCAUGGGAGAAACAGUUUUUUUUUUUUUUUUUAAUGAUUACUGUUUUUGCCUUUAUGUUUGCUAACAAUUUUGAAAGAAAUUCCAUUAUUUUGUACGGCUGAUCGGAGACAGGGCAGAUCGGGAUGAUGUCGGACCAUUUGGAAAUGACGGACUUGUACGAUCAAGCAUUGCUCGGAAUUCUACAGCACGUCGGCGACAUUCAGAGCUUUCUGCAUGUUUACUUCGGGUUUCUCUACAGAAAAACAGACUUUUUCAGACUGUUAGUCGGCCCCCAGGACAAGAUGGGCUUCCCACCGGGGGUCGCCGAGAAAAUGAUCCUGAAGACAUUUAAGACCUUUGAGCGAAUUGGCCUGCAGGAUCAUGAAAGGAGGAUGAAGGAAGUGGAGGAGAAGUUGAAAAAGGCAGCACAGGAGGAAGAGGCCAGAAGGGCAUUACCACCAGCUACCCAGGAAGUUGUGGUUGAAUCAAUGUCAGAAGAAGUGCCUACAGUGCAGUCAGAGGAAGAAUGCUCAGCACAGUCAGAAUCUCAAGAACAGCCCAGUCCUGCAGACGUGUCUACAGGUGACAAGGAAAGUGUCAGCGAGGAGUCACCUAAGGUUCCGGUUAAUGCUGCAGCUGGAAAUGACAACUUGGAGGGGGUUGAUUUGGAGAAAGUGCAGGCGAUGUUCCAGGCAAACCCUGACAGUUACAAUGGUGCUGUUAGAGAGAACUACGUCUGGUCUCAAGACUACACAGAUCUGGAGAUUAAGGUGCCCGUGCCAGUUACCAUUACUAAGGGUCGACAGGUGUCAGUAAAUCUCCAAAGCAGCUCAAUUCGUGUGGCUGUGCUGGAAGGAGGGAGUGAAAGGAUACUUAUGGAAGGCAAACUCGCUCACAAGAUCAACACUGAGAACUCACUCUGGAGUCUUGAGCCUGGCAAGUGCAUCCUGGUAAACUUGAAUAAAAAUGGAGAAUACUGGUGGCAAGCUGUACUAGAGGGUGAGCAGGCAAUUGACAUUAAUAAGAUCAACCGUGAGCGUUCCAUGGCUUCAGUGGACGAAGAAGAGCACGCAGUCCUGGACCGCCUUACCUUUGAUUACCAUCGUAAGCUGCAAGGCAAGCCACAGAGCCAUGAAAUGAAAGUGCAUGAAAUGUUGAAGAAAGGCUGGGAUGCAGAAGGUUCCCCAUUCAAAGGCCAACAGUUUGACCCCACCAUGUUUGACAUUUCCCCUGGAGCUGUGCAAUUCUGAUAGACGCUGAGACAGCAGUGAAAAUGCUGCCAGUCAGCUGCUUGUCUAAAAACUUCUGAUUUAUUAGGACUCCCAAGACCUCAUACAGGAGCUGUUCAGCUAACUGCAAGGCAAAUGCCAGAAUGCUCCAUUUUUAAGGCUUUUUAUGCUUGAUUGCACAUCACAUUGCUGAGAUUAACAGGGUUCUGUACUGAGAUUCUACACACAGCCAUUUUCUUGUCAUGUUCAAUACCUAAAAAUAUACAAAGCCAGGGAAAAGCUGAGGUGGAUACACAGUUAAUUUAUUGACGGAUUAAAAAAACAGUUGGUAUGUGAACGCGUUCAGAAACUGCCUUGUAAAGACGACUUGUGUUCUCUUCAACUGUAAGCUUUCAGUUCAGGUAUUGUAGGGCAGUGUGUUUUUAUGAGCGUGCAAACCAAGAAAGAUGCCUCUGAUGUGACCGCUGGCCAGAUGCAUGGAGUGCCUAAUGGUGACCACAGAUUUUACUGGUGACAUUCACUUCUGCCUUGUAAAUGCAACACGACUUCCUUGAAAGUCUUGGUAAAGGGAAAGCAGCACUUUGGAUUUUUUUUCCUUUUUUUUUAUUAACUAUUUGUGUGAUUUCUGUAGUGUCUGGGCUUGCAAAUACAUUUAUAUUGUGUUUUGGAGUGAGAUUUUAAUUAUGCUUCUCAGCCAGUUCUGUAUUUUCGUGACUUAUUUUAUUGAUACUUUGUUUUGCUAUUCAAGCAGCACUCCAGUACCUCAUGGAAAAUGAGGCUGAAUGUUUCAAAAAUAAUUUACCUGAAUUGUAACCUUAAUUAACAUUAUGAAAGUUAUUGUGUUUCAGUGCUCUCCGUACCUGGUCUGACUGGGAACAGGAUGCCUCCCACAGAAGCUGUUUGAAAUUCAAUGUGGUGGGAUUUAUUUAUAGCAGAUGGUGUUAAAUGCUGUUUUUAAACUUUUGUGUGUUUUAAGCAAAUUGGGGGCCUGACCUUCACAAUUGAGAACUGGCAAAAGUACGUCCUAGAGAGUGCACAACCACUGUGUGUUAUCACAAAAAUGAAAGAACAUAACAAAUAUUUAUCCACUUGUCUUGGUGAAAUUCUAGUGUACUAAAAUUUAAAGUAAAAGGAAAAAGAAAAUACAUUAUAUCUGUGAAAGCACGUUGGGCAAGUUUUUAUUUACAUGGUUGUUAGUAGAAUGGCUCAAAUGAGUGCAUUUGCAUGCACUUUAAUAACCUGCUUUUAAAAAUGUCAUAUAUAUCUUCUUGUUAGAGGAACUGGGAUAUUGAUCUCUUGAGAAACACACGUAAAUGAUUUUAUAGUUUGUUAGUCUGCAUAUUUCCUUGCUUUGCAUACACAUCCCACAGCCAUAGGUAGAAAACCGUGCAAUCAUCCACAAAGCUACAUUUUCGGAGGCAAAUGCUCGUAUAAUCACAUCAUUCCUUCUUUGGGUUGAAGUAAUCUGUCUCAGUAUUUCAGAAAUUGCUAAACUUACGUUGAUAAGCUGAACGUACAGUGCUAAGAUCAGCAGCAUAAUCUCACGAGACACAGGCUCCAUGCUUGUUUUUGGAAUCACGGCUACCGUUGAUGAUGUUUGAUUUCUCAUUAUGACAUUUUUAUUUCAUUGGAGUAUUUUGCUAAAGGUGAAACUUCAUGAGUGGACUAGUACAUGAGAACGGGGGGUUUAAGAAACAAGUUUUCUGCCUUAGCCGGAUUACUCAUUUUACCCGUUUUGUGUGUGCAUGUAACCACACUCAGUGAUACGGUUGCUGGGACUAGUAAUACUGCUUUCUUUUUUUUUUUUCCUCAUUUUAUUUGUUCACACAGGCAGCAAAAUAUACAGUGCAUUCACUCAAAAGCAUGACAGAGGCUAGGGCUCACGUCCUCCUUGUGUGGAGUUACCAUGUUCUCCCCAUGUACACAUGCAUUUCCUCCGGGUGCUCUGGUUUCCACCCACAGUCCAAAGACAUGCAGGUUAGGUGGACUGCUGAUGCUAGAUUGGCCCGUGCUGUGUGUUCACCCUGCAGUGUACUGGUGCUGUGUCCAGGGAUUAUUCCUGCCUUGUGCCUGAUGUGCAUUGGGAUGGGCUCCAGCUUCCCUGCAACCCUGCUCAGGAUUUAGUGGUUUGGAAGAUGAAAGAACCGAAGAAUUGGGGGAAUAGUAUUUGGCUUGUUAGGUUGAAUGGCCCGUUCUUGACUAAACUGUUGUUGAUGAACUUUAUAUCAGUUUCUGACCACAAGUGAUCUGCAGCAUGCAGGAACAGCUACAAGGAAAACCUGACUUUGUUGCCAAAACCAAAUGCUGUGUCUAGAGAUUUACUUGCAGGUGGUGUUCUUUUUUUUCAUUCUGUAGUCGAGAUCACUAAGGAAACAAAGAAAAUGAAUGCAGUUCUGCUUGAAAAAACACGGCACCUUCUAUGCAGUUUUUCACUUCGUCCAAUUCUAUCCCAAGUGAGCGUUGGACUGUCUCUUUCCAGAAGGAAAUUGCUCGAUUUUUGUGCUGUAUUUCGUCGUCUUCCCUGUUCCAGUUCAUUCUCAUAUGACACAUAAUCCUCUUUUCUUUUUUUUUUUUUUUAAUUGUGCCACCAGAUGAUAAUUCUAAUAAAAAUUAUGAUUGUGACAUUUAACGGAAAAAAGCUAAAUUCCUGAUUUAGAUCAAGCAAAUGAAUUUGUAAUUUACAGAAUUAUGAGAUUUUUUGACCUGAAGGGUAAAUUGGAGCAGGAAUAAAAAAUAAAAUAUUUUGUGUGUGAGAAGGCCAACUAGCAUAUCAGUCAGAGGUGCAGAAUUUGUCAAUUUGUGUUCAAUGUAUGCAAAAUUUCAUUAAAAAAAGAAAAGUAAGCAACUUGAAUAUAUCACUUGUAUCCAUAUCGUAUGAAAAGUCCAAAUAUAUUUAAACCAAUCUGUUGCAGUGAAUUUUCAAAAGUUUGGCUUUUUUUGAUUCUGUGUCCUGAAAAGAAUCUCCUCUCUGAUGCACUUCUUUUUAUCUGAGAGCGUCACACAUCACACCAUUGCUUUGCAGUGCUGGUGGUUUUGCUUUUAAUGCGAUGUUUCCAGUAUGGCCGAAUUCUGCACUAGCAAGUGACUUUUUUCAUCCUGAGCAGCCUGAACACUGGAAAUCCUGGAUAGCCAGUGCUUUAGUCGAAAGGGUAAUUCUCAUUAAGUUAAUAAAUAAUGCAGUGUUUUGAUUACAGCCACUUUUUAACGUUUUAUUACUUCUUCAAAUAAAUUGCAAUGCAUAUUUAACGUAGUUUCUGCAUUUUGUGAGUUUAAACAGGCAGUGAUUUCCUGACACCACACCUCUUUGUAACUAAAAUACAUUUUUCUGAAAUUUUCUUUUCUUUCCUGGGAGUAAAUACAUAAGGAGCAUGUUGGAGUGUCUGAGUUUAUAUUUCAAAUUUCAUCAUUAGUAAAAGUGAGUUCAAGUAAA
Molecule: messenger RNA, 4683 nt
Organism: Polypterus senegalus (gray bichir)
Lineage: Eukaryota; Metazoa; Chordata; Cladistia; Polypteriformes; Polypteridae
Gene: nudcd3
Product: NudC domain containing 3
Exons: 6
Coding region: 168-1274 (368 amino acids)
Biological process (GO): protein folding
Cellular component (GO): cytoplasm
Source: RefSeq, a predicted model, not a curated record